Glycine soja is the source of this 1648-nucleotide messenger RNA. RefSeq names its product GTP cyclohydrolase 1-like. The record is from RefSeq and is a predicted model, not a curated record. Gene Ontology annotation, cellular component: cytoplasm. Gene Ontology annotation, biological process: tetrahydrofolate biosynthetic process; tetrahydrobiopterin biosynthetic process. Bases 82 to 1461 code for a protein of 459 amino acids. Gene Ontology annotation, molecular function: GTP binding; GTP cyclohydrolase I activity; zinc ion binding. The transcript has 2 exons. NCBI's taxonomy places the organism in Eukaryota, Viridiplantae, Streptophyta, Magnoliopsida, Fabales, Fabaceae.
UAUCACAAAAACAAAGACAGGAAUACAAGGUGUACGUGCUGUAUAUUUCGUGCUUGAGAGAAGUUUGUGUGGUUUUUCAUAAUGGAGCAUUUGGGUCAGUAUGAUUUAAAUUGUGACCUUAAAAAUGGAGUCAACAUGUGUUGUGAUGAAGAGUCUUUUGUCAAAGAGAUCAAUACAACUUCCAUUGAAUAUGCUGUCAAAGUCUUGCUGAUGGAUCUAGGGGAAGACAUCAACAGGGAAGGCAUUAUAAAGACACCACAUCGUGUUGCAAAGGCCCUCUUUGAAGGAACAAGAGGUUACAAGCAAAGUGCGAAGGAAAUUGUGGAAGGUGCAUUAUUCCCUGAAGCUGGUGUAGACAGCACAAAAGUUGGUCAUGCAGGUGAACUUGUGAUUGUGAGAGACCUUGAAUUUUAUUCCUAUUGUGAGUCUUGCAUGCUACCAUUUUAUUUCAAGUGUCAUGUGGGUUAUGUCCCUUCUGGUCAAAGAGUUUUGGGUUUAAGCAAGCUCUCUCGUGUGACCAAUGUGUUUGCAAAACGAUUCCAAGAGCCUCAGCGUCUUGCAAAUGAGGUGUGUUCUGCUUUGCAUCAAGGAAUAGAACCAGCGGGUGUUGCUGUCGUGCUCCAAUGCACACACAUCAACAUUCCAGACACAGAAUCAAACUUUUUUGACUCAAAUCACAAAGGGUUGGUGGAGACACUAGUUUCUUCAGGGUCUGGUGUUUUUGAAAACAACGAUGCAGACACCUGGGGUGAUGUUUUUGGUCUUCUCAAGGUUAGAGGAAUAGAUAAGGACAAAGUACAUGUUAAGAGAUCAUUAGACCAACAUUGGUGUCCUUCUUUGUCAUCCAAGAUUGGAGAAAUCAACCCUAUUAUGAUUACUGCCGUAUCUUCAAUCCUCAAAUCUUUAGGUGAGGAUCCAAUAAGGAAGGAGUUAGUAGGGACUCCAAGUAGAUAUGCGAAAUGGUUGAUGAACUUCCAAUAUUGCAAUGACAUUUAUGUGAAGCUGAAUGGUUCUCUUAGAAGUGGGGUAGAUGAUUCUUUGCACACUAACGGGGAGGUAAGCUUUGAUGAUAAAGAAUUACACUCUGACUUGAACUUGCCCUUUUGGUCACAAUGUGAGCAUCAUUUACUUCCAUUUCAUGGUGUUGUUCACAUAGGAUACUUCAUUCCCAAAGGGUUUCACCCCGUUGAAAAAUCCCUUUUACAGUCAAUAGUGCAUUUUUAUGGCUUUAAGCUCCAGGUUCAAGAAAGGCUCACAAAGCAGAUAGCAGAAACUGUUUCUCCACUCCUAGGAGGAAAUGUGAUAGUGGUGGUGGAAGCAAGUCACACGUGUAUGAUUUCUAGGGGGAUUGAGAAGUUUGGAAGCAAUACAUCUACCAUUGCUGUGUUAGGACGCUUUUCUACUGACCUUGCUGCAAGAACCUCGUUUCUAGAGAGUAUUCCAAAUGCUACAUCUCUUUGAAGAAUUAUGACUGGCUACCUCACUCUUGUUGGAAGGAUUUCUCAAUUGUUCCAUAUUCAUCAUUUAUCUGCAUGUUUAAGGUUUGUGUCUUCCUUCUUAAUGUAAUAACCAAAUACUAUGUUAUUGAGGGAGUGAGAAUUUUAAAAGUUAAAUAAAAAUUGAAGUUAAAAACAUAUUAUCAACCGAC